Hordeum vulgare subsp. vulgare (domesticated barley) is the source of this 1987-nucleotide messenger RNA. Its product is annotated as alpha-1,3-arabinosyltransferase XAT3-like. The record is from RefSeq and is a predicted model, not a curated record. The coding region runs from base 148 to 1788 and encodes 546 amino acids. The transcript has 3 exons. Gene Ontology annotation, molecular function: glycosyltransferase activity. Lineage: Eukaryota; Viridiplantae; Streptophyta; Magnoliopsida; Poales; Poaceae.
UCUCGAUCGAGGAGGUUUGACUGACCUGUAGUGUCAUUAUAUGUCCCAUGCACACAUAUACUCUUACUAUAGGAGUAGCUCCCAAGUCAGUGUCCACCAUUAUUCACUCGAGCUAGCUAAGUGAUCAAGCCAGUAAGUAAGUAGGAGAUGAAAAUGGGCAGGAGGAACGACAAGGGUAAGAGGCUUGUGGGCAGGGCAAUAGCAAGGGCUAUCGUGUGGCUUAUGCUUCCUGUCCUCGUCUUCCUCGUCCUCAACUCCGAUUACAUGCCGCAGGUUCCUCUUCAAGCAACAACUCUUUAUUUGGUCGCUCAUGCACCACCUUCUUCCGCAUCAAGCGAGAAGACGGCCGUCCAUGGAACACCUUCUCCCGCAACAAGCAAGCAGACGCCCGGCGAGGCACCACCUUCUCCCGCAACGUUAACAAGCGACCAGACGCCCGGCGAGGCCGUCCAUGGACCACCUUCUCCCGCAACAAGCGACCAGACGCCGGUCAUGGCCGUCGAUGCACCGCCGUCCCCAGUAGCAUCACGCGACGAGAAACCCGGUGAUAUUGUCGGCGCGAACAAAAGUCAAGGCGAGCUCACCCGUCAAGGAGAUGUGGCAGCACCAAGAAGCAAGUCAAUUUGCGACUUCAGCAGUGAACGGACGGACAUAUGUGCCAUGCAAGGCGAUGUCCGAAUGCACGGCAAAUCCGCCACCGUGUACGUCGUCUCGGCGUCCGACGACAGCUACCGACCAGAGAACGGGACGGUGAAGAUCCGCCCGUACCCGCGCAAGUCGGAGGAAGGAACCAUGCAUUCUGUCCGGGAGGUGACCAUCCGUUGGAGCGGGCCGGAAGAUGCGCCACGGUGCACGGUGACACACGACGUCCCCGCGGUGGUCUUCUCCACCGGCGCCUACCUCGACAACUUUUUCCACGCCAUGACCGACGGCAUCAUCCCUCUCUUCAACACUGUGCGGGAGUACGAAGGCCGCGUCCAGCUCGUGGUCACCGACUACAACCGUAAGUGGGUUGAUAAGUUCCAAGGCAUCCUUGGCGCGCUUUCCAUGUACCCCGUCAUCGACUUCGAUGCCGACGACACGGUGCGUUGCUUCCCGUCGGUGCACGUUGGCACCAAGGGCCAUAAGGAGAUGGGGAUCAUCCCUGCUCUCUCCCGCAAGGGCUACACGAUGACAGACUUCCGGGCCUUCCUCCGGUCGGUCUACUCGCUGAAGCGUGAGUGGUCGGUCCCCGUAAACCGGACCUCCGGUGACCGGCCUCGUCUCCUCAUGGUGCUGCGCCGCAACUCGAGGGCGUUCGCGAAUGAGGCGGAGGCCGUGUCAGCUGCCACAGAGGUCGGCUUCGAGGUGGUGUUGGGGGCCCCGGAGGCUCUGAGCGACAUGGCCCGGUUCGCAGAGGUCGUGAACUCGUGCGAUGUGAUGGUGGGUGUGCAUGGGGCGGGGCUCACCAACCUUGUGUUCCUCCCGCACAACGCGACGUUGGUGCAGAUCGUCCCGUGGGGUGGCAUGAGCUGGGGGUCCAAUGCUGCCUUUGGUGCACCGUCGGCUGACAUGGGGCUCCGGUACGUCCAGUACGAGACGACCGCGGAGGAGACGACGCUCAAGUACAAAUACCCCAAGGAGCAUGCCAUCUUCACCGACGUUGCCUCCAUAAAGAGGCAGGGGUACCAUGUGACGUGGGAGCUCUUCCUCAACGGCCAAAACAUCACCCUCGACAUCGACCGCUACAAAGGGGUGUUGCAGAAAAUCUACCAGGAUAGUAUAUUGGUCGACCCUUCAUUUAACUAGAUCAUAAUUAGUGCCCUUGACGCAAAGACAUAAUGCAUCCGAGAAGCGACGCGGUCUAUAUGAAACAUGUUCUAUGCAUUAUUAGCAAAGUACGAUCUAAAUUUUGACAUGCGACAUUUGUUAACACUCAGGAUUAUAUACAUGAUAUGGUUCAAGUUCUCAAACGAUUUCUAUAAGUGCUACUUAAUAUUCCUGAAAA